AUGCCUCCGUUUACAGGAAUUCAAGCCAAAGUCGAGGAAGACGAGGUCAUCCUUGAAACAGUGGAGGAUGUUCCAGUCAACAAAAUUACCAGCUUCAAUGGAAAGCUGCAACAAUACCUGCAUAGUGGAACCACAGCGCAUCAAGGCCCAAGUACCUCGAGAGCCACUAUAUCGCAACGCCGCAUAAACGCCGCCGAGACCGGAAAUAAACCACACGUUACCGGACAUCAAGCAAAAGCCAUCAUAUCCAGUCCAAGGCGCAAGAGAACAGUCUCACGGUCAACAGAGUCCGACAGCACAACGACUCUCCUGCGCACCACCCGCUCACAGUCAAUUUUAACGACGACGCCCCCAUCCCCAAACAAACGCAAACGCAGAUCAGUAACCCCCAAUCCCCCACAAACACUGCCAAUCGCCGGCCCAUCAGCGACAGAGUCCCUCCUCCGUGACACAAUCCCCCCGAAUCUGAUCCUCCUACUCGUGGGUGUGAAUCCGGGAAUAAUGACAGGGAUAACGGGGUACGCCUACGCACACCCAUCAAACCUAUUCUGGAAACUUCUAUAUUCGUCAGGAAUAACAAGUGUGCGCCACAGACCGGCCGACACAUACAAGCUUCCUGCGUUGUACAAUGUAGGCAACACAAACAUUGUGGAGCGGCCGACGCGUGACGCGAGCAUGCUCAGCCGCGCGGAGAUGGAUGCCGGUGUUCCUGUGCUCGAGGCUAAGAUUGCCGCACAGAGGCCUGAGGUUGUUGGUCUUGUCGGGAAGAGCAUUUGGGAGGCUGUUUGGCGGGUCAAACAUGGGAGAGGCAUUCGGAAGGAGGAGUUCCGGUAUGGGUGGCAGGCGGAGGUAGAGAAUAUGGGUCGUGGGGACGGUUGGGCUGGUGCGCCUGUUUUUGUUGCCACAACUACUAGUGGGCUUGCGGCAGGGAUGAAACCUGCGGAGAAGGAGGCUGUUUGGGCUGAGUUGGGGAGUUGGGUUGUGAAGAGGAGGGGGGAAAGGGGACAUUGA
Penicillium digitatum Pd1 is the source of this 1011-nucleotide messenger RNA. The record is from RefSeq and is a predicted model, not a curated record. Lineage: Eukaryota; Fungi; Ascomycota; Eurotiomycetes; Eurotiales; Aspergillaceae.